GAAAGGUACACGAGACUUAGCAGACGAUAUUUCUAGUGCCUCUCCGGGAACGCUCGAGCAAGUGUCAUUCACCGACCAAUAGUGAAUGGUGGUAGGAGUUGUGAAUAUUGUUUUGGAAAUACUCUAACGGUUCUAAGUGGUUAUACGGUGUUAAAUACGAAAAAUGAGGUGUUGGACAGUUCUAGCCCUGGCAGCUGCAGUUGCAGUUGUGACGGCCAAAGAGAGCAAGAAGGAAGAGGUUGGAACGGUUAUUGGCAUAGACUUGGGAACCACUUAUUCCUGUGUGGGCGUAUUCAAGAACGGCAGGGUUGAGAUCAUUGCCAAUGACCAGGGCAACAGAAUUACCCCUUCCUACGUAGCCUUCACUGCUGAUGGCGAGAGGCUUAUUGGAGAUUCUGCCAAGAAUCAGCUCACUACAAAUCCCGAGAACACUAUCUUCGAUGCAAAACGUCUCAUUGGCCGUGAGUGGUCUGAUAAAUCGGUUCAGCAUGAUAUCCAGUUCUUCCCUUUCAAAGUAAUAAAAAAGAAUGACAAGCCACAUAUUCAAGUCUCUACAUCUCAGGGUGAUAAAGUAUUUGCAGCUGAAGAGAUCUCUGCCAUGGUGCUGGGCAAGAUGAAGGAAGUUGCAGAAGCUUAUCUUGGCAAGACUGUUACUCAUGCUGUUGUUACAGUUCCUGCCUAUUUCAAUGAUGCACAGCGUCAGGCUACUAAGGAUGCUGGAACUAUUGCAGGCAUGACUGUCAUGAGAAUUAUCAAUGAGCCUACUGCAGCUGCCAUUGCAUAUGGUAUUGACAAGAAAGAUGGAGAGAAGAAUAUUUUGGUGUUUGAUCUGGGUGGUGGUACUUUUGAUGUUUCCCUCCUUACCAUUGACUCUGGUGUGUUUGAGGUAGUGGCAACAAAUGGUGAUACUCAUCUUGGCGGUGAGGACUUCGAUCAACGAGUCAUGGAGCACUUCAUUAAGCUCUACAAGAAAAAGAAGGGGAAGGAUAUCCGGAAGGAUAACCGUGCUGUACAGAAACUCCGUCGUGAAGUAGAAAAGGCGAAGAGGUCUCUCUCUGCUAGUCAUCAGGUCAGGAUUGAGAUUGAAUCCUUCUUUGAGGGUGAAGACUUCUCGGAGACACUUACUCGUGCAAAGUUUGAAGAGCUUAACAUGGAUCUGUUCAGAUCAACAAUGAAACCAGUGCAGAAGGUAAUUGAAGAUGCAGACCUCCAGAAGAAAGAAAUUGACGAGAUUGUACUGGUUGGUGGAUCCACCCGUAUCCCAAAAAUUCAGCAGCUUGUUAAGGAGUUCUUCAAUGGCAAGGAACCAUCCCGAGGAAUCAACCCUGAUGAGGCUGUGGCUUAUGGUGCAGCUGUCCAGGCUGGUGUGUUGUCAGGUGAAGAUGAUACUAACGACUUGGUGUUGUUGGAUGUUAAUCCUCUUACCCUGGGUAUUGAAACUGUGGGUGGUGUCAUGACAAAGUUGAUUUCUCGCAAUACUGUAAUUCCCACCAAGAAGUCGCAGAUUUUCUCCACAGCUUCAGAUAACCAACACACUGUCACCAUUCAGGUGUUUGAAGGUGAGCGACCAAUGACAAAGGACAACCACAUUCUCGGAAAGUUCGACUUGACAGGCAUUCCCCCUGCCCCUCGUGGUGUACCCCAAAUUGAAGUUACUUUUGAAAUUGAUGCUAAUGGUAUUCUUCAAGUAUCUGCAGAAGACAAAGGCACAGGGAAUAAGGAAAAAAUUGUUAUCACCAAUGAUCAGAAUCGCCUUACACCAGAGGACAUUGAACGAAUGAUAAAGGAUGCAGAGAUCUUUGCUGAUGAAGACAAGAAGCUCAAGGAGCGUGUUGAAGCUAGAAAUGAAUUGGAGUCCUAUGCUUACAGUCUUAAGAACCAGGUUAAUGAUAAGGAUAAGCUUGGAGCAAAACUUUCUGAUGAAGACAAAGAAAAGAUUGAAGAGGCCAUUGAUGAAAAGAUUAAGUGGUUAGAAGAUAAUCCAGAUACAGAGGCAGAAGAUUACAAGACACAAAAGAAGGAACUCGAGGAUAUUGUUCAACCAAUUGUUACAAAGCUCUACCAGGGUGCUGGUGGUGCACCCCCUACAGGUGGUGAAGAGGAAGAUUUUGAUAAGGAUGAGUUGUAAAAAUGUUUUGGUUUAUUGACAACAAUAGUAAAUUAUUGAUUUUUUGUUUGUUUAAAGGACAUCUUUCAUCAUCAUCAUGUUAUCACAGGUAUUUGGCUAGGUUUUCAUCUCAUCAUGUUUCAGUGGGGGUACCACAAUGCCAAGUAUGUAUGCACAAGUCCAUUCCAGUAUGUGUGAGUGAGGAAGAAUGGUUUAUAAUAAAUAUGAAAAUCUA
Homarus americanus (American lobster) is the source of this 2342-nucleotide messenger RNA. It is a transcript of the gene Hsc70-3, whose product is annotated as endoplasmic reticulum chaperone BiP. Gene Ontology annotation, cellular component: nucleus; membrane; endoplasmic reticulum lumen. Bases 164 to 2128 code for a protein of 654 amino acids. Gene Ontology annotation, biological process: protein refolding; endoplasmic reticulum unfolded protein response; cellular response to unfolded protein. The record is from RefSeq and is a predicted model, not a curated record. Lineage: Eukaryota; Metazoa; Arthropoda; Malacostraca; Decapoda; Nephropidae. Gene Ontology annotation, molecular function: heat shock protein binding; ATP hydrolysis activity; misfolded protein binding. The transcript is spliced from 3 exons.